GGGCCACUCCGCUGCGCUCGGAUUUCAGCUGGUCCGGGCGGAGUCCAUGCGGGAUAAAGGAUUUAGACGAAUUCAGUCCAGCUGAAGGGUUUCUAACGCGGUUUAGCGAGCACAUUACCCGCUCAACAUGACUACGACGACCAACUUCCAAGGCAUGGAGCCUGGUGCCAAAAAAAGCUCCAGGUUUGACAUGCAGUUUGAUGUGAUGUCUGGUGUUUUGAUGUGGAUGGUGCCCAAACUUCACCCAGCACAAAGCAAUGGGGCUGGCAGGCUUCCAGUGCCAUCUCAAACUGGGGUGUUGUGUCCCCCUGGCGGAGCCUCAAAUAUUUCCUUCGGCACAGAAGAGGAGAAGCCUGUGCGCAAAAACAAGAUGGUCUCCAGUAUCUUUGCUGAACCUGACGACCCUCACGCCCACCGGAGGAACAACCCACCAGGUGGAGAAGCGUCUGGUGUUCUGUGCGGUGAAUCCUCGGCUCCUCUGAGACGAUGCCAGCCCAUCAUCGUCUAUGAUAACGGCUCUCCUGUUGAUCAGCCCGCCAACAGCACGGAUCACAAUGAAUACGAGCAGGAGAACAACGAGGAGCAGAAAGAGGAAACCGCUCAGCCUUCUGCCCUGUCGGCUGCUGCCAACCCCUCUGGCCGGAAGAACCCACCUGGUGGCAAAUCCAGUCUGAUCCUGGGCUGAAACGGCCUUCACUGAACUUUCUUUGCUCUUUCGGUCUUUUCUUUCUUUUUUUUUUUUUUGUUU
Molecule: messenger RNA, 748 nt
Organism: Sinocyclocheilus anshuiensis
Lineage: Eukaryota; Metazoa; Chordata; Actinopteri; Cypriniformes; Cyprinidae
Product: hematological and neurological expressed 1 protein-like
Exons: 6
Coding region: 128-685 (185 amino acids)
Cellular component (GO): nucleus
Source: RefSeq, a predicted model, not a curated record